AAUGAAUUCGCGUGUUGAUCAUUAUCAAAAGACUUUUUAAAUAAAUAAGAAAAACUUGGAAUAGUUUGUAGAAUAAUGUAAUAGUUUAUAAAAUAAAGUUAGAAAUGUUGUAUGACAAUUUUAAAUAAUUUACAAGUGAUGAAGGAGAAGAUGAAGAAUAAAGUAAGUAAAUGUUAAAUAAAUAUAUUCUAGUAUUUUAGGGAGACAAAAUAAUUUUAUAUUACAAAGGAUAAUAAUACAUUUUACCAUUAAGUAUAUUGGGAAUGUCUUCUUUAGAGAAUGUAAAGGAAUAUAUUAUUAUGAUAGGUAUUUUAAAUAGAGAAUUUUACGAAAUAAGAGAUAGAUUCAUUAUGUUGUUUAUUGCCAGAAGCUGAUUUGGGAUUAUUUUAGGAUGUGAUAGAGGGGAAUAAAAAUUUUCAUUUUGGAAGCCCAUUAAAUAUUUUCCUAAUGAAAAUGAAAAGUGGAUAUUUUACAAGAAAUAAAGAAAUAUGUGAUAAAUUGGAAUAGAAGAUAUCUAGAAAUCAUUAAAAUGAAUAUUAUUCAAAUAUAUAUGAUAAUUUUCAUAGAGAAGGGAAUAGAAUUUCGAAUGUACUUUAAAGAAAGAAAAGAAUAUAAUUUUAGAGAUCUCCAUCAUAAAUAUCUGAGGAUUAUGAAAUAAGUAAAUAAAUAAAAUUAGAUGAGAAUGAAGAAUAAGAUGAGGAAGGAUUUUCAACAUAAACAUCUUAAUCAUAAUCAUCAGCAAAUAUGCAAUAAUAUUCAUUAUAGCCUUAACCUUAGAUUUAAUAAUAAUUUAUACCAUCAGCAUAAUCAUUAUUUAUAAUAACUCCAAUAACACCAUUACCACCUUUAACAUCUACAUCAAUGGCUACAACAGCAAUGACAUUAGCAUUAAUGCAAGCCAAAAAAUCAAUAAAAUAAUAAAAUAAGAAUUAAACUUAAAAUGUUUAAGAGUCUAAUAUUCCAAAUGGAUAAACAAAUAGAGAAUGGUUAGAAUUUUAUUGGAAAUAGGAAAGAGAAAGAUAUUAAAAUCCACUAUAACCAUAUACAUUUACAUGCAUAGAUGGUUCUAAAGUAACAGUAGCACCAGUUGCUAAGAAAUUGAUAUCUGGAUCAAGUUAGAAACCAAGAUAACAUGAAUUAUUAAAGAAUGAAAGACCUACAUAUGUUACAAUAUUAUCACUUGUAAGAGAUGCUUCCGCAAGAUUACCUAAAGGUUUUGGAACUAGAGCUGAUAUUGUGAAUUUAGUUAGAGAUUCUUAAUAUAUUAAUGAAAAUUUACCAGAAGAGAAAAUGAGUUCAAUUAUUUCAGGAGCAUUAGAUAGAUUGCAUUAAUCAACUGACCCAUGUGUUAAAUAUGAUUAAGAAAAAAAAAUAUGGAUGUAAAAUAUUUAUAUUACAAUUUUAGAUAUUUACAUCAUGAUAGAGAUUCAACAUAUCCUGAAUGGUAAGUUGCUACUCCAGCUAAAAAUAAUAGUAAUAAAAAAAAGUGUUAACUUAAAGAUGAUCAGGAAAAUUGA
This is a messenger RNA of Paramecium sonneborni, 1517 nucleotides long. NCBI's taxonomy places the organism in Eukaryota, Ciliophora, Oligohymenophorea, Peniculida, Parameciidae. The record is from the annotation of a GenBank genome assembly.